Phragmites australis (common reed) is the source of this 1247-nucleotide messenger RNA. Its product is annotated as shikimate kinase 1, chloroplastic. The transcript is spliced from 10 exons. The record is from RefSeq and is a predicted model, not a curated record. NCBI's taxonomy places the organism in Eukaryota, Viridiplantae, Streptophyta, Magnoliopsida, Poales, Poaceae. Gene Ontology annotation, molecular function: shikimate kinase activity. Gene Ontology annotation, cellular component: chloroplast. The coding region runs from base 155 to 1087 and encodes 310 amino acids.
UCUCGCAUCGCUGCCCCCGGCUGUCGCCUGCCCCGUGCCGGCUAUCGCCGUAGAAUUAGCUUUCAGCUGUGGAGCGCAGCAGAGAUUGAGCUGUACCUGGUAGCCUCGCCCGCCGCGUCUUUUCCCCGCGUAGCAGCACCGCGGCGAGCAAGCAAUGGAGGCGGGGGGCGUGGGCCUGGCGCUGCAGUCGCGAGCGGCGGGAUUCGGGUCGGGCCAGCGCCGGAGCGCGCUAUGGGGCGGCGAGAGCCGCUCGCGGAUCGGGAGCUUGAGGGUCGCUGACCCGGCGGGAGCGGCGGCAACCGCCGCCGUGCGGGCUCUCGGGUCCAAGCCCGUCGCCCCGCUGCGCGCGAGGAAAUCGUCCGGAGGUCAUGAAAAUUCGCAUAACUCCGUUGACGAAGCCAUGUUGUUAAAGAGAAAAUCAGAAGAGCUUCUGUUCUACUUGAACGGGAGGUGUAUUUACUUAGUAGGAAUGAUGGGUUCUGGAAAAAGUACUGUGGGGAAGAUUAUGUCUGAAGUCUUGGGUUAUUCCUUCUUUGAUAGUGACAAAUUGGUGGAACAAGCUGUGGGAAUGCCUUCAGUUGCUCAAAUAUUCGAGGUUCAUAGUGAAGCCUUCUUCCGGGAUAACGAGAGUAGUGUCUUGAGGGAUUUGUCCUCAAUGCGGCGAUUAGUUGUUGCCACUGGAGGCGGUGCUGUUAUCCGGCCAGUUAACUGGAAAUAUAUGAAGAAGGGCUUAUCUGUUUGGUUAGACGUGCCCUUGGAGGCUCUUGCUAGGCGUAUUGCUAAAGUGGGAACCGCCUCUCGUCCUCUUCUGGAUCAACCAUCUGGUGAUCCAUACACAAUGGCUUUUUCUAAGCUCAGCAUGCUUGCGGAGCAAAGGGGUGAUGCUUAUGCAAAUGCAGAUGUCAGGGUUUCUCUAGAAGAGAUCGCAUCUAAACAGGGUCACGAUGACGUCUCUAAGCUGACACCAACUGCUAUUGCUAUUGAGUCACUUCGUAAGAUCGAGAGCUUUGCCGUCGAACAUACUGUUGACAAUCCAGGUGGUGACUCGCAAGUUGAGUCACAGAUUCAAAGGAUAAAGACGGUGUAGAAUUUUGGUCCUUUUUGUUGUACCCUUAGUUUACCCGCUUAGCGCUGUUGAGCUAUUUAUUCAUUGAAGUUAUAAGAGAAAAAAACUGAAGUGUCUUUUCCUUGCAAGUUGUAAAGAAAUGGAAUAAGGGAGCUAACCUGAAGUGUCCCGUUGGCUGAAA